Messenger RNA from Leguminivora glycinivorella, 2437 nucleotides. Its product is annotated as organic solute transporter alpha-like protein 2. NCBI's taxonomy places the organism in Eukaryota, Metazoa, Arthropoda, Insecta, Lepidoptera, Tortricidae. Bases 155 to 1159 code for a protein of 334 amino acids. Gene Ontology annotation, molecular function: transporter activity. The transcript has 8 exons. Gene Ontology annotation, biological process: transport. The record is from RefSeq and is a predicted model, not a curated record.
CAUGGCAGUGUAGUCGGACGCCAUCGCCUCGACACUCGUUCCAUGAUAGCCAAAAACGCGCGACUUUUAAAAUUCGAACGCCGAAAUUCGAAUUUGAAAAAGUGUUAUUGUUUUUUUUAAGUGACACAGACUGUAUAUAAAAUAGAUUGUAAAUAUGGAUUUACAAAGUGAGGCGAGUCAAGAAACGAGAAUUUUAAUUCCUAGACAUGUGAGUGCCGAGAAAGCACUUGCGGCGUCGAACAAUGCAGUGAAUACGACGUUCUUGUGCCAUAGCUACACUCUUCAACCUGAUUUCAGAACAUAUGUGGAAGCACUGCAAGUAUACGGCUGGGUGCUAUGGUCGGCCGCCCUACUGUGUGUGUGCUGCGUGUGCGCAUUGUACGCAUUCAACCUGCGCUCCGCACUUCGAAAUUGGCGAAGCGCGUUCUGCCAUGCAGCUGUUGUGCUAGCCGUGUAUCCUGUAGUAUCACUGUCAGCAUUCUUCGCGCUGCUGGUACCACGGGCACAGCUGCUAUCAGAAGCUCUGUCACAAGAGGCUGUGAUGCUGGGACUGUACCACUUCUACUGCCUCGUGGUCGCUGAGUGCGGCGGCCCGGAGGUGAUCGUCAGACGAUCCGAAGGCGCACAGCUCGAGACCCGAGUGCUUCCAUGCUGUUUCUGGCCUUGCUGUGUCAUCCCUCGGCCUAAACUACAAUCGAAGCACUUCAAAUGGCUGCAGUUCCUGUUGCUGCAAGUGCCGAUCAUACAGGGCAUGAUCUACAUCAUCUUGCUGAUAUUCAGAGCUGAGGACAUUAGUGUCUACCAGAAGAACUACAUGUACUUCCAACCCCUGGUGGCAGCGUCCAUCCUCUCCGGUAUCUGGGGCAUCAUGAUGUGUCUCCGAGCAGCCGAGGCCACGGGCGGCAGGCCCAGACCCCGCUUCUUGGCACUGCAGUUCGUGCUUAUCAUUGUGAAGGUUCAAUGCGGACUGGCUAAGAUCAUCCCAACGACGGCACACUUGCCUUGCCUACUGGCGUUAAACCCAUCCGUGGUUUCUGAUCUGGUCAACAACACAAUCACGAUAUUGGAAAUGCUGCUACUAUCUAUUUGGGCGUGGAGACUCUACAAGGUGCCACCUGGCAAGAUCUUAGAAAAGGAGAAUAUCAUUACCACUGAAUAAAUAUUCAACGCUUAGAUAAUAGGACUUUUCCAGUUAUAUUCUAAGAUGAGGUCUACUUGAUGGCUUAAGUAUCUUGUUUAUUAUGAAUUGGCUUAGGAACUGUCAUGUAGAUAUCACUCACAAUAUUAUGUUCUAAAGGUUUGCACCGAUAGCAUGAUCGCGCACUAAACGAUAAAACAUCAUGAUCAGGCCGUCCCUAUCGCACUUACAAAAGGGACCUAUGGUCUGGACAUAACUCUUACGAACCUCUCUUGAAAGAUAGGUAUUUCAUUAAGUUAUAUGUACAUAUUAUACAUAGGAAUUGUCCGACAUACUGUUUUAUGCGUACAGCCAACGAAUUCCGUUUAUAUGGUAUAGGCGGCGGUCGAACGUUCUCUAACUGUGCGUUCCGCUUGUUUUCAAUCAAAGCGAAUUACAGUCUGGCAAAAAACAGUGGAAAUGCUAAACUAGGUAUUUUUUUAUCAUAACAACACUUAAUUUUCUCGUACAAAAGUCGCUCAAUAGUUGCCACAUGCAAAACGGUUUACAUUAGACGGUGGCGCCCCCUUCAUUAUCUAUUCUUUUUUGCCAGACUGUAUUUAUUAUGACACAGCAUUUUUGGCCGUUGGGUUAGCAAAAACUAAAUUUUCUUGGGAUGAAUCAUAUCCAGAAAAACGUAAAUCUUGUAACAAGUAGGUACUUUUUUAUUAAGCGGGCCAUCCUUCAUUAGUAUUAAGUACCUAUUUUUAAUAAAAACUUUAGUGUUAAGUUAAUUCUUGAUUAAUUCGGAAAUUAUAGAUCUGAGUUGUUGAUUCUAGGUCAGUUAUAAUGGCCAUACAAAUUUGGAAAGUUAGUUGAUAAAUGGUUUUUAAUUUUUAAGCGUUCUAUUGUUUUGCGCAUGCGUCUAACAAGCGUAAAGCGAGUGACUCAAGUGAAUAAUUUUGAUGUUGUAUAGUAGUAGCAUUUUUAUUGCAAUUUGUACUAUUUGUAGGUGAUUAAAUGCACAAAAUGUAAGAGUUUACUUUGUAUACUUACUUAUCUUAAUUCAUACGUAAAAUUGGUGUAUUUUAAUGUUUUGUAUGCAAUUAAUGUUUGUGUCGAAAAUACUCAAGGUUCAAGUUAAUGUCGACGUGUAGGUCGUAUUAUUUAGUGUUCGGUAACGGUCACAAGAUUCUUUUAUAAUAAAAUUGCCAUUGAAAUGAUUAGCUUUUCUUUUCCAUUUGACAAGUUUAAAUUAUCGUGACAGAUUUUGGUGGAAUGGAACCUUUUCCUUAAACAAUGACCAUUAAGGUUCAUAUU